Molecule: messenger RNA, 696 nt
Organism: Cantharellus anzutake
Lineage: Eukaryota; Fungi; Basidiomycota; Agaricomycetes; Cantharellales; Hydnaceae
Exons: 2
Coding region: 1-696 (231 amino acids)
Source: RefSeq, a predicted model, not a curated record
AUGGUAUACACACCACCACCAACCCCGCACCUUGCGCCCGUCCCACUUCCACUAAUUCCUUUACCUGCCGAAAUAAGGGAUGGGUACCCCACCCCACCAAGCACGCCCCUGUCGAACGUGCCUUUAUUUGCGAUGCCCGACGAUGCCUACAGCCCUACAUAUGGUACCCUUGGGCUGUACAAUGCAAACACUGGCCAACCAUUGCCCUAUUCCCCAGUCCCGUUCCCGAUGGGGAAUAAUAUCGAUUAUUCUCCGACAGCAAUGGUAGCGCCCGCGAAUCAAGUCUGGCAUGCGCUUCAACCCCAUCUUGGCCACAGCCCAGGCAAUGCACAUCCAGCAUUGGGGCCAACUCUACCUCUUCUGGGCACUUACGGCCAGCAUCACUAUGGACAGGUAGGAACGCCUGCUGCCCCCCCUGGUGCUGCUGUGCCAUUCCCAGCAAUGGCUGGAAACUACUCGGCGCCGACUUGGACAGCGUCGGCAUUUCCCAUGGCGAUGCCCCCAUAUGGUACCAUCAGGCCUUACCAUGAUGAGGACGACGAGGAGGAAGAAGAGGAAGAGAGGGCUAGGUGGAAAGCUAGGAAGAAAGCAAGGAAAGGUGGGAGCAGUAGGUUUUAUCGAGGCCUGAGGAGAGAUGAACAUGAUCCUGGCGGUCCCUCGGGGAGUGGAACGCCAUAUGCCUAUUCUGUUGGCUAA